CCAUGACAAUCCAAUUGAGGCGACAUCUUGAAGCAUGAGCGUUGUGAACAUCUCGUGCACCGCUACAACAUUUUUCACAACGUAAAAAAUCAUCAUCCCGGUAUUUUCCAACGUUGAUGAAGUAAAUAGUGUCAAAAUAAAGCAUCACAAUGGUAUCCCUUAACCCCGUGAGAAUUCUGAAGAAUGAAGCUGAGGAGGAGAAAUCCGAGAUUGCUCGUCUGAGUCUCUUCGUGGGCGCUAUUGCCAUCGGCGACUUGGUAAAAUCAACACUUGGUCCAAAAGGUAUGGAUAAAAUUCUCGUCGCCCAUGGACGCAGUGCAGGACAGGUUCAGGUCACGAAUGAUGGUGCCACCAUUCUCAAGAGUGUGGGUGUUGACAAUCCGGCCGCUAAAAUUCUUGUCGACAUGUCAAAGGUUCAGGAUGAUGAAGUUGGAGAUGGUACCACAUCCGUUACUGUCCUGGCAUCUGAAUUACUGAAGGAAGCAGAGCACCUGGUGGAACAAAAAAUUCAUCCUCAGACGAUAAUAGAAGGCUGGCGUCGUGCUGCGAAUGUAGCACGAGAGGCUCUUCAGAACGCAGCGGCCGAUCACUCGGCAGAUCCCAAGCGUUUCCGAGAGGACCUCCUGAACAUUGCGCGAACGACCCUGAGUUCAAAGAUCUUGUCCCAGUACAAGGAACACUUCAGUCAACUCGCAGUCGACGCUGUUCUCCGCCUGAAGGGAUCUGGAAACCUCUCGGCCAUCCAGAUAAUAAAAAUCCGCGGUGCCACCCUCGGCAACUCCUUCCUGGACUCAGGAUUUCUGCUGGACAAGAAACCUGGUGUCCAUCAGCCACAGAGGAUCACCGAUGCCAAGAUCCUCAUCGCCAACACUCCCAUGGACACUGACAAAAUCAAAGUGUUUGGCUCUAGAGUCCGAGUGGAUUCUAUGGCGAAGAUCGCUGAGCUCGAGGUCGCUGAAAAAGAGAAGAUGAAGGACAAGGUGGAGAAAAUCGUGAAGCAUGGUUGCAAUGUCUUCAUCAACAGACAAUUGAUCUAUAAUUACCCCGAGCAACUGUUCGCGGAUGCUGGGGUUAUGGCUAUUGAACAUGCUGACUUUGAUGGAAUCGAGAGACUGGCUCUCGUCACUGGGGGAGAGAUUGUCAGUACUUUCGAUCAGCCCAAACUUGUCAAACUUGGAAAGUGCGAUUUAAUUGAACAAGUAAUGAUCGGUGAAGACACACUCCUCCGUUUCUCUGGAGUGCCCCUCGGUGAGGCUUGCACGGUAGUCAUUCGUGGAGCAACACAGCAGAUUCUUGACGAGGCUGAACGCUCCUUGCACGACGCUCUCUGCGUCCUGACGGCAACAGUACGCGAAUCGAGAAUAGUCUAUGGAGGUGGAUGCAGUGAAAUGAUCAUGGCCUGUGCUGUCAUGAAGGCAGCCGCAUCGACUCCAGGGAAAGAGGCAGUCGCCAUGGAGGCCUUCUCUCGCGCUCUCCAGCAAUUGCCCACGAUAAUUGCUGACAACGCUGGCUACGACUCGGCGCAGCUCGUUAGUGAGCUGAGAGCCGCUCACAAUUCUGGGGUAUGCACUGUUGGCCUCGACAUGGAGAAUGGAAAAGUUGCUUGCAUGACCAAGCUGGGGAUCACCGAAUCUUGGGCGGUCAAGAGGCAGGUGCUUCUCAGUGCUGCUGAGGCUGCCGAGAUGAUCCUUCGUGUUGACAGUAUCCUGCGAUCGGCACCACGUAAACGUGUCCAAGAUCGUGGACACUGUUAAUUCAUCCAAUUGAAGAUCUAACGACUAUUCAUUUAUUCUCACUCAGAGCAUUGUUAAGUUGAUUAAGCUGCUUUUUCAGGGGAUAAUUCUUGUGUAAACUCAAGUCAUGUUCCUAGAAUGAUUGAAUUGAAUGAGGAUUGAGUCUUUUUACAUUUUUCACUGAUACCUUAUAAGUAUACGUGGGAAUUUGAAGAGAUGAGGAACUUUGGAGUAUUGGAGAAAUGCCCAAAUUAUUGGUCAACACAUUUUCAUUUUUUUAAUAACAAGUACCAUUUUUUCAUGAAUAAAUGCCGCAAAUAGUA
This is a messenger RNA of Diachasmimorpha longicaudata, 2056 nucleotides long. RefSeq names its product T-complex protein 1 subunit beta (gene CCT2). The record is from RefSeq and is a predicted model, not a curated record. Gene Ontology annotation, molecular function: ATP binding; ATP hydrolysis activity; ATP-dependent protein folding chaperone. Gene Ontology annotation, biological process: protein folding. The transcript is spliced from 3 exons. The coding region runs from base 150 to 1754 and encodes 534 amino acids. NCBI's taxonomy places the organism in Eukaryota, Metazoa, Arthropoda, Insecta, Hymenoptera, Braconidae. Gene Ontology annotation, cellular component: cytosol; chaperonin-containing T-complex.